AAAAUAUAUACGUAUAAAAAAUAACUGAUAUAUAUGAUGCAGAUACUCUCAUUGUUUUGUUGGUCUUCUACGAUCUUUAACAAUGAAUGGAUGGGACAAUAUCACUCCUUCCGGACCACGGUCGAGGAUGAUGCAGCGGUCGGCUUUCUACUCCUCCUUGCCGCCUUUGAGCCUUUCUCCGUUGUCAUUACGUAAUCAUCCACUAAGAUCGCUGAGCCUUUCUCCAACGUUGUUACGCGGUUCUUCGUCAUCGGCUGAUGUGGAGGAUAUAGACUCCUCCAUUAGGCUCAACGAAAACCCUACAUCGCCUCCUUCGAUUAUGAGACACUACAGGAGUGUUUCGGUGGAUAGUUGUUUCAAUGAAUUCCUGGAGCUGCCUCUUUCUCCUACCAGUUCGUUUGAUGGAGCCUGCACGAAUACUUUGGACCUCGAGUUUGGUAAAGAUGAGGGCAGACCUGAUCCUAAGGAAGUCAGACGAAUCUUGGCAAACAGAGAGGCAGCUGCAAGUUCAAAGAAGAGGAAGUCACAGUACCGUAUUGACUUGGAAUGCAGAAUAAAGUAUCUUGAAAAGGCGAUCAUGUUGAUGCAAAAAAAAGAGAAGCUUUUGGAGAAAGAUAAACAAAUGUUGGUUGAUGAAAAGGAGGAAAUCAGGAUUCGACUUGAAUCGCUGAAGCAACAGACAAAACUCCAUCCUGCGUUGAACGAACAAGUGAGUGUGGAAGCACAACGGCUGAAGGAAGUAUUAGCAUCGAACGAACAAUUGAUGAUAGAAGUGCAGCGGCUAAAGAUGGUAAUAGGUGAAGUGAUGCAUAACGACAGCCAAUCUGAUGGAUUAAACAUGUAUCAAAAUGACCCAAACAUGUUCCAGCAACUCAUCAUCAAUGAUUCCAACCAACCACAGACAAGCAGCCCUGAUUUUUAUGGACAAAACUAA
Molecule: messenger RNA, 934 nt
Organism: Camelina sativa (false flax)
Lineage: Eukaryota; Viridiplantae; Streptophyta; Magnoliopsida; Brassicales; Brassicaceae
Source: RefSeq, a predicted model, not a curated record